Messenger RNA from Ceratosolen solmsi marchali, 3023 nucleotides. It is a transcript of the gene cdm, whose product is annotated as importin-13-like protein cdm. Lineage: Eukaryota; Metazoa; Arthropoda; Insecta; Hymenoptera; Agaonidae. The record is from RefSeq and is a predicted model, not a curated record. Gene Ontology annotation, biological process: protein import into nucleus. Gene Ontology annotation, molecular function: small GTPase binding. The coding region runs from base 48 to 2867 and encodes 939 amino acids. Gene Ontology annotation, cellular component: cytoplasm. The transcript is spliced from 10 exons.
UGGGGGCGCUACGGUGAUCAGCUCGCUGAGGUUUCAACGCGGAUCGGAUGAUGGAUCAUGCAACGACCGUUGAGGAUGCGGUGAAACGAUUUUACGCCUCCGGUGACAACGAUGCGCAUUCGUGGCUGCUGCAGGUGCAGGCCUCACCGGAAGCCUGGACUUUCGUGUGGCAGUUGCUGGACUCGUCCAAAUCGGGGGAAGUGCAAUUCUUUGCUGCGACUACGUUGUACACAAAAAUCUCGAAGCAAUGGGAGGAAGUGCCAAAGUCGGAAUACCCGGGUCUACGAGCUCGAAUACUCGAGGUCCUAGAGUGUCCCGGAACUUCAAAAAUUGUAUUGUUAAGGCUGUGCCAGGUGUUAGCCGCUUUCAUGGCCAACUGUAGUAUGUCGCAGAUGGAAGAUAAAGGAAAGUGUAUGGUCGAGGAGUUGAUAGAAAUUUUGCCGUACAAUUCGCCAACGACCGUGAGCCUGUUUCUAAGGGUGCUCGAAGCAAUCCCAAGAGAAGUAAAUGUUCUCCCAUUUCUAUACAAACAAGCGAUGUUCGACCGGCGUCAAGGCGUGAAGCAAUUAAAACUACGCGAAAGCAUUCUUAAUAAUUGGUGCAAAACUUCGUGGCUCCUUCAGCAAAUCUUCUCCACUUGUACUCAAAUGAACGAUAGCAACAGUAAUGCCUUGUACCUGUCAGGUAUCGAGUGCACACUUUCUUGGUUAAAACUCGGUCAAUUACCACUGAAUACAAUUGGACAAAUAUAUCCACAUCUUCUUAUCGCUGCAGCUCGAUUCAUACCAAACAGGGAGGAGAUCGAGGGCGAGAAUUCCCGAAGCUGGGAGGUGAUCAGGGAGUGUCUCACCAUGGUAGUAACGCACACGGAGCUCUACAAGCGGCCCCAGCUAUUCUGGGAAUGGGCCGAGAGCCUCAUAUGCAUGGUGAAGGAGCUCGGCGCCAAGCAAUAUUAUGAGAUCCUCACGGCCUUUGGCGAGGCUCACAGCCGCGCAUUCCUCCUCGCCCUCUCGAGCAACGUCGGCUGCACCGAGCAACAAAAGUGGAUCGCCGAGCAGCUCAUCGAGUUCCUCCUCGAGUGCUCGGAACAGGAGGGCCGUUACCCCAUCGACGAGAGGCGCAGCUGCAUACCGUUUGGCUUCUGGUACGCGCUGCAGGACGACCUCGCCACCCUCGAUCAGCCCUUCGACAGGCAGGCAACCUUCGCCCUCAAGCCCAUCUACGCGAGACUGGCGCAGGCACUGCUUAAGAAGGCGACCCUACCCUCCUCGCCCUCCGAGGCCGGCACUACCGAGGAGCGCGAGCUGCUCAGGUGCUACAGACAAGAUGCCGCCGACACGUUAUUCUACUGUUACAAUGUCCUUCAGCAAGAUCUGUUUAUCCUUCUUGGUCAAAGAUUAAGUCAGUCGCACAACGACGUGAGCAAAUGGACCGAGGUCGAGUCGACCAUCCACGCGUUCAAAGCCCUCUGCGACUACGUUGGCACUCAAGAAUCCCAUUACGUCGCAGCAAUAAUGGACUUGAUGCUCCAAAUACCAUAUGGGAUGUACCCGAGAGAGGUGCUGUGCUGCGCCUGCUUGGCGAUCGGUGACUACGCCGAGUGGAUCGGCCAACAUCCCGAGCCCUGGCUCGAGCGAGUCCUCCAGCUGGUCGUGAUGGGCCUUACCAACGACCCAGUGAGCGCGCCCGCGGCGAGCAUGGCACUCAAGGACAUCGCCCGGGAGUGCGGUCAGCACCUCGCGCCCCUGGCACCCUCGAUCCUCGAGACCAUCGGCCGUAUUCUGCCGGGCGUGGCGCCCGGUGGCGGUGAGGGUCUGCGGCUCAUGUACGCCGCGGGUAAGCUGCUCAACUCCCUACCGAGUACCGAGGCGCAGCUCUCCCAUCUCGAGGCGACCCUCGGCCUCUGCGUGCUCAGGCUCCGGGAGCUCCUCCAGCAGCCCGUAACCGAGGCUCAGCUCGCCGUUGCCAACCAGCUCAAGAUGAUCACCAUGUUCUUUACGACGCUCGAGGGCGCCAUCGGCAACGCCGUCCUCGAGGCGCUUCUCCCGAUAUUUGAGGGGAUCGUGAACCAUCCGGAAUGGAGUACAGUGGAUUCGACUCUGGAGGCUAUGCACAACUGCGCGCAAAAAUCUCUGUCCUCGUUGGUCUGUCCGGAGCGCGAGGCUAAGCCACUACUCCCGAUCCUCAGCGCCUCCUACAAGAUACGAGCCCACCCCGCGGCCCUUACCUUCCUCAAGCAGCUGGUCCUACUGUUCGGCAGGGACCCAAACAACAUCAUCGGUCCCGUUUUUGGCGAGAUAAGCGGCCUGACGCUGCGCGGCGUUGCCGCCUGUCGCCAGGUCAGCGGCAACCUCUCCAACCUCUCCGAUCUCCUCGAGGCUUACCUCGGCCUCCUCGCCCAGAUCUGCAAGAAGAACGCGAGACUGCUACUGCAGAUACCCGAUCAAGUACCUGAGAUGCUGCACUGCGGAAUAGCGUGUUUACUUUUACCAGAAACUGGUACCGUUAAAGCUGCCGGAAUUUUCCUAACUCACGCCAUAACUCAAAGUCCGCAUUUGCAGACAUUCAUACAACCCAUUGGCCAAGAAUUAGUCUGUGUUAUACUACAAUGUGUGGGGGGCAGCGUGCCACGAAAUAACCUUGAGCCACACGCCGAGGUAUUGCUGGCUCUGAACAAAACCUGCCUCGAGUGGACGACACAGUGGCUGAGGCUCGCCCUCGCCGACAGCACCGCCCUCGUUGUCUCCCAAGCCCAGAAGGAGAGUUUCACGCACGACGUGCUGCGCGAGCGCACGAACAAGCGCCGCCUCUGCGACAAGCUGCGGGAGUUCAGUAUGCAGUGCCGCCAGGCGACCCUCGGCUUGUGAAACUCACCGAGCUUACAAUCUGUACAUAAUGUCUUUACAAUGCGAGAAAAUAAAAAAUAAAAAUCACAUGCUACUUCCAUACCAAGAUAAUUAGCCGUGGCAUAAGAUUUUUCGUCGUCGUUUUGAGUCUUAAAAAUUAAUCGAGAGAGAGAGAGA